This is a messenger RNA of Gossypium raimondii (Peruvian cotton), 1272 nucleotides long. Its product is annotated as protein-tyrosine-phosphatase IBR5. NCBI's taxonomy places the organism in Eukaryota, Viridiplantae, Streptophyta, Magnoliopsida, Malvales, Malvaceae. Bases 295 to 1092 code for a protein of 265 amino acids. The transcript has 5 exons. Gene Ontology annotation, biological process: protein dephosphorylation; auxin-activated signaling pathway; negative regulation of MAP kinase activity. The record is from RefSeq and is a predicted model, not a curated record. Gene Ontology annotation, cellular component: nucleus. Gene Ontology annotation, molecular function: protein tyrosine/serine/threonine phosphatase activity; MAP kinase phosphatase activity.
ACUCAAGGAAAGAUCGUCUUUCCCCGAUGUCCAAUGUAUUUAAUAUUAAUACAUAUUUCAUCAAAAAGAUUAUUACAUAUAUAAACACCAUAGAAAAACUAAGAAUCCUCUGGAUCUCGAUCAACCAAAAUCUCGAUUGCUACAAGAACCUUCCUUCAACUAAGAAACCAUUUAAUCCCCCCCCCUCCAAAAAAAAAAGAACUCUAGGGUCUUUUUUGUUUUUGGUUUUCUCGAUCUGGGUAUAAUCUAAAAACUAUUGUGCUUGUUGUUGCUGGUGGGGUGGUGGUGGUGGGGAUGAGGAAGAGGGAAAGAGAGAAUCCUUGUGGGAUAUGUGGUCACUAUCACAAAUUCGAAGAGGGGGAGGUUUGUGGGGUAUGUGGGCAUAGAGCUCCCGUUUCAUCUGACAAAACGUCGCUUCAAGUCAGUGCUUUCCCCUCCGUGAUAUUGCCUGAUUUUCUUUAUUUGGGUAGCUACGAUAAUGCCUCUCGUUCUGAGCUUCUUAAGACUCAGGGUAUUACUCGUGUCCUCAAUACUGUACCUGCUUGUCAAAAUCUCUACAAGAAUUCAUUUACCUAUCACUGCCUACAAGAUGACAAAAUUUUGCAAUUUGAUGAUGCUGUACAAUUUUUAGAGCAAUGUGAGAGAGAUAAGGCUCGAGUCCUUGUGCACUGCAUGUCAGGAAAAAAUAAGUCACCGGCUAUUGUAAUAGCUUACUUGAUGAAGUCUAAAGGAUGGAGGCUUCAACCGAGCUAUCAGUGGGUUAAAGAACGGAGAUCAUCUGUUGAGUUAAGUCAAGAUGCGUACCAGCAAUUGCAGGAAUAUGAGCAAAAGCUCUUUGGAUCAUGUGAUAAUAGCAAUCUUGCAGGAGCCCCAUCCUUCAACUUUGGCUUCUCGAACCCAAGUGAUCCACUUCCACUUCCUGUUCCCAUUCCCGCUUUCAACAACCUUGGUGCUACUUCCAUUUUCGCCCGUCCACCGCCUUUCGAAGUUCCUCCGCAUGGGUUUACGUUCGGUGCUGACCGAACCCAGAGAAGCAUGUCUGAAAACCUAUCAAACCCUAGUGGAAGUGAUAUUCCAAUGGAUAGUUCUUAAAUUCCUCGAGUUUCUUUUGCAACUCCAACCCUUUUAACCACAGAGUCGGAUUAGGACGACACCUUGGCUGUAAAUUAAUGCUAAACUUUUCUGGUUCACUAGAUUUUCUAAUGAGUGCCUUGAACGUUAAUGAACGAAGCACCAUUUUGGUUUCGAAUACAAAGAUAAUUUUCAGUAGAA